This is a messenger RNA of Wyeomyia smithii (pitcher-plant mosquito), 4664 nucleotides long. It is a transcript of the gene drosha, whose product is annotated as ribonuclease 3. NCBI's taxonomy places the organism in Eukaryota, Metazoa, Arthropoda, Insecta, Diptera, Culicidae. The transcript is spliced from 4 exons. The coding region runs from base 474 to 4601 and encodes 1375 amino acids. Gene Ontology annotation, biological process: pre-miRNA processing; rRNA processing; regulation of gene expression. The record is from RefSeq and is a predicted model, not a curated record. Gene Ontology annotation, cellular component: nucleus. Gene Ontology annotation, molecular function: ribonuclease III activity; double-stranded RNA binding.
CAAGCAGAAGAAAGAGAUUUGACAGUUGUCGCGGGUUUGUUUACAUAGUAAAAUUUUCGGCUCGAAUAAAAAUGCGGAAGUGUCUUGUUAAAAAUUGCGUUUCCAAGAAUAAACCAAAAGAUCACAGUAAUGAAUUCGCAUAGGCGGAAAGUUUUUUCUUUUUUUUGGUACUCGUAUCAUUCAUUUUCACUCCUAUCACAUAAAAAGUGGAUGGAACACCUUGUAAACAAACCCGUGGGAAAUGUCAGAAAAGUGAGGUUAUUUUUCGUGUGCAAUGAUCUACUAAUACCAUUAAAAUCGCAAUCGCGCACUUGACGUAUACUAAAGCCGGAAAAAUCGUAAAUAUAUCAUUCAUAAAGUGUUUUCUGCUUAAAAAGUUACAUUAGCGAAUAGUAUCAGCAAUCGGUAAUGUAAAAAAAGUCUUAAGUAUUGUAGUACUUCAUUUGCUGGCGUAUCUUAAUUGAAUCCUAAUAAUGAGCCACCAUAGACAAAAAGUUGGUUAUCCCAUUUCGAACUACGAUCGAUUUUCCCGUGCAAAUAGUAAUUGCGAUGCGAUUAGAGAUCCACCUCCACCGGGAACCAUACCGAUGUCGUCAUUUCCAACAACCACCCUGACGACACACAUUCUACAGCCAAACUUCAGCGUUCCCCCGCCGGUUCUUCCGCCGAUAAGAACCACACCAACAUCGGAACGUCAUGAAUCCUUGAAGGACGAAAGCAAUUACAAUCGGGGAACGUCAUCAGUUUCCUCUAGCCAACGGUACAAGUCAUUCCAGUCUUCGUCUUCUCGGAGCUAUGGCUCAUCAACGUCGAGUAGGAACGAAGAUCGAUCUUCAAGCAGGUAUUCGUCCUAUUCAGGAAGAAGUAGUAGCAGAUGUCGUUCUUCGCCGCCCACUUCGGAACGACCAUCGUACGGUAGUCGGAGUUAUUCGGUGCCGCAUCGAGAGCAAAGUCGUCGCAGACCGCGCAGUCGUGAUCGUGAUUAUUCAUCGCAAUCGAGGUCCGAUUCGCGUAAGAGGGAUUCCUCGCCAACCCAAAGUGAGAAAAAGGAACGGCCUUCCAGAGUGUCACGUUUUAAACUAGAUUCCGAACGUGAAGCUAUUCUUUCGAAAUGGCGCAAAAAUUUCUGCGAAACUCCAGAGGAUAUCCGCCGAAAGCUUGCUGAGCUGACGAAUAACGAAGAGAAGAGUAGCUGGGUUCGAUCGUCGCCGGCAGAUCUGUACUAUCGUCGAGUAUCAGAUAAAGUAGUGGAAGGUACGCCAAGGUUGGAUGCACUUUGUGUCUUGUUUGAACGGGAAUUAUUGACGCGUUCGGACCGAGCCCGUGCUAAUCAAACGCCCUACGAGCCACCGCCACGGAAGCACAAGAUUCGCAUCUGCCGCCAUAAAAAUGACAGGUGUUCCUCUUCGGAUUCUUCGGAUGAUGAGCUGAAUUUUGAAGACGAAUGUAGUAUGGAAGAGUUGACGGUGAAAAUUAAGCAUCCGUACCGAUUACAUGUUGAUCUGUGGUAUAAUGAUCCCGGGGAAAUGAAUGAUGGCCCCCUAUGCCGGUGUUCGGCUAGAUCUAGAAGAACUGGGAUAAGACACGGAAAAUAUCCGGGUGAAGUUGGAUUCAGCAAAUGCCUGCCGAAUUCGAAUAAUGCCGAGAAACUGUAUCACUACAGAAUAACUAUUUCUCCGCCAACAAAUUUUCUCACUAAAACUCCAACCAUUAUCAAACACGACCAGCACGAGUUUCUGUUUGAAGGAUUUUCACUGCUGUCCCAUCAACCGAUUGGAGAAUUGCCGACCUGUAAAGUGAUCCGCUUUAACAUCGAAUAUACAAUUCUUUAUUUGGAAGAGCAAAUGCCGGAUAACUUUACCAUUCGGGAGCUAGAUCUAUUUGAACGAUUUCUUUUUAAAGAGCUGCUAGAAUUGGUGGACUUUAGUGUUUUUCCAUCCGGUGCCAGUAACGAAAAUUCCUGUCCAUGCUAUCAUUUUCUGCCUCGUUUUGUGAGGGAUUUACCGGACAACGGAAAGGAAGUGCUGGCCAUGUGCGAAGUGCUGCGUUAUUUGUUGGAUAAUUCGGGGCCACUUAUAGCGGUGGACAUUCUGAAGGAAAUGAACGAUAUGAGCCAGGUAGAGUGGCAAGAUUAUGUGGACUAUGUGAAAGGAAUGGUUGUUACGAACCCCGGUAUGAAACCAUGCUCGGUACGCGUUGAUCAGCUCGACCGUAAUGUGACGGAUGUUUCGCAGGCCAGUUUAACGGACGAGCAAGGAUUUGUGCAUCCAGUUAUAGUACACUUCGGGAUUAGGCCGCCUCAGCUGAGCUACGCGGGUAAUCCGGAGUAUCAGAAGGCGUGGAGAGAAUAUGUAAAAUUUCGUCAUCUGAUUGCCAACAUGUCUAAGCCAUCUUUCGAAGAUAAACGAAAAUUAGAAGCAAAGGAAAAUCGUUUGUUGGAAAUGCGCACUCAGGGGAGGAUGAAACGGAAUAUCACGGUUGCGGUGAGCGCCAAAGGAUUCUAUCGGACCGGAAUUAUGUGUGAUAUGGUACAGCAUGCUAUGGUAAUCCCAGUAUUGACAGGGCAUUUGCGUUUCCACCGGUCGCUCAAUGUGUUGGAAAAAUACAUCGAUUACACUUUCAUUAAUCGGUACACGCUGCAGCUCGCGUUGACGCAUCCUUCGUACAAGGAAAAUUUCGGCACCAAUCCCGAUCAUGCACGAAAUAGUUUGACCAAUUGUGGUAUUCGACAGCCAGAAUACGGAGAUAGGAAGAUACAUUUUAUGAAUACGCGAAAACGUGGUAUUAACACUUUGAUCAGUAUCAUGUCUCGCUUCGGAAAAGAGUACGAAACGGAUAGUAACAUCACACACAAUGAACGGCUAGAGUUCCUCGGUGAUGCCGUGGUGGAGUUCAUCACCUCCAUUCAUCUCUUUCAUAUGUUUCCUGAUCUCGAAGAAGGCGGUUUGGCCACAUAUCGCGCUGCUAUAGUUCAAAAUCAGCACCUGGCGGUUUUGGCGAAAAAGCUUCAUUUGGAAGAGUUUAUGCUCUACGCGCACGGCUCUGAUCUGUGUCAUGAGCUCGAGCUUCGGCACGCACUGGCUAAUUGUUUCGAAGCACUAAUGGGUGCACUGUUACUGGACGGAGGAAUUGAGACUGCCGACCGUGUUUUCGCGUACGCUCUCUUCCAGGAGGACGACAGUCUGCGCUCUAUUUGGGUCAAUUAUCCACCACAUCCGUUGCAGGAACAGGAGCCGCUUGGUGACCGUCAUCAUAUUGAAUCCUUUGAUAUGUUGAAAACAUUGACACGGUUUGAGGAUUCGAUUGGAGUUCAGUUUAAUCACAUCAGGCUGCUUGCUAGGGCAUUCACCGAUCGUUCGAUCGGGUUCACUAACCUCACAUUGGGGUCCAAUCAACGGUUGGAAUUUCUUGGUGAUACCGUGCUGCAGUUGAUAUGUUCUGAAUAUUUAUACCGACAUUUUCCCGAGCACCACGAAGGUCACCUGUCACUGUUGAGAAGUUCCUUGGUAAAUAACAGAACCCAGGCGGUGGUUUGUGAUGAUUUGGGUAUGACAUCCUAUGCGGUUUAUUCCAAUCCCAAAGCGGACUUGAAAACCAAAGAUCGAGCCGAUUUGUUGGAAGCUUUUCUAGGAGCCUUAUAUGUAGAUAAGGGUUUGAAACACUGCGAAACCUUUUGCCACGUUUGUUUGUUUCCCAGGUUGCAGGAUUUUAUUAUGAAUCAAGACUGGAAUGAUCCAAAAUCGAAGCUGCAACAAUGUUGUUUAACCCUGCGAACAAUGGACGGUGGAGAACCGGACAUACCGAUCUACAAAGUCAUUGAAUGCAAUGGACCAACGAAUACACGAGUCUAUACAGUUGCCGUUUAUUUCCGCGCAAAACGAUUGGCAUGCGCAAAUGGGCACAGCAUCCAGCAAGCAGAAAUGAAUGCCGCUAAACAAGCAUUGGAAAAUUCAAAAGAUUUAUUCCCUCAGCUCGAUCAUCAAAAGCGUGUAAUUGCUCAAAGUCUGAAGCGACAGAGAGUUCGCAGAUCGUCACUGGAUGAACGCUCGGAAGAUCAACUAGACCGAAGAGGAGGUGCUUCCUCGGAGUCUUCAUACAACAAUGAACGAAGUAGUGAAUCUCAGCGAAAGAAACGGAUACGUGCUACUGAUUCUCCUCAACUUCCCAGGCAAUACCAGGUACCGGGUGGAAGUGAUAGCGAUAGUCAUGACGAGCGGGAGAAACGGAAAAGGCGUCCCAAAAAACCAAAGGCUAGUUCGCGAAGUGUAGAGAAAACGUCGGAAAAGCAUAACCAACCGAAACCCAAAUCCCCUGCGCAAAAACCUUUAGAUAGUCUAGUAGACCAGUAUGAAUCGUUAUCGGACGAAGUUGAUCUUCAGCUGGAAGCCAUUUCUGAGUCCGAAGAAGAUUUUGACAAAACAGCAGCAGCGACUGUCGAAGAAGAUCUCAACACCAGCAUAGUAAAAGAUACUGCCUGUAAAUCCGAAGAAAGGGAGAUGCCUAAAACGCAGCAAGAUACUUUUGCGAAUUCCGUACUAAUGUUCAAAGUUGAUGGCACCGAUGAUGUGUCGUCGGAUCUGGAAUCCGGCGAAAUUGAAUAAAUACGCUUGUGUACAUAUUUCUACGAAAUGCAUGCACAACUAAUAAAGAUAAAUUGAAACUUU